AGAAUCUGUUAAAAUUUUCGAUUAAAUCUCACGUGUAUAAUUUUUAAAAUUCAUUUAACAUAAAAGUAAAAUUAAAUUUAAAAUUCAUUUAAUUUAACGUAAUAUCUGCGUCCACAGAAUAGCAAUUUGCUAUUUAUUGUCUCAAAAGGGAUCAAGGAUGAAGUCAUUUAGAUGAAACUAAAAAAAAUCAUGAUCCUAUUUAACACAUUGACACUACCGACAUGUCGGGCAGACGUGACAAAUAAUAAUAUCUCGAUAUUCUUGUUUGCAUUUAUCGGAAGUGCGUUCAUCGAUUUACGUCUCAUUAGUUCCAAGAACCUCCGCUACGAGGUUUCACUACGCCGGAUUGAAAGUGAGGUCUCAAUCGUACGAUCGUACGAUGCGUUGAGAAAAUGCGAAUAAAGUGGAAAAAAUUCAGGAGAAAGCUCAGCUUACGUUACAGUGUAAAUUUUUUUAUUUCGUUGCAUUUGCAAAGUUUAUUUUAAUUAACAGGAAAUGAAGAAAAUUAUUGGAUUACUGUGCACCCUGCGAUGUUACUAGACUCUUCGCUAGAGGCAUCGAAAAAACUGCUCGAAACAGCUGUAGUGCGCAACACGUGCUCAACUGUGUUUCAUCGUGCUGCAGCAAGUGGCGUUCGUCGUAGGUCUGCGUCACUCACGCACGUGAAUCUGCGAGAUGAGGGUUCACGACGACGCGAUUUCCAAGUACAACGCGAUGGGAAAAGCGUCGAAAUUGGGCCUGAAGCGGCCCAGCACCGUGGUCUUCGGUGAGAAUUCAUCCAGCAAAGUACAAAAAGUCACUGCAGACAGCCAGUGCAACGCGGCUGCGAAUACCAUCAAGAACAACGACAAAUCGACCAUCAAUCUUCAUCAGUGGAGAAAAUCGCUGCCUGUUUAUAUGCUUCGUAAGAGAUUACUGGAAGAAAUACGUCGGUACAGCACUCUAAUUAUAAUAGGCGAGACCGGCAGCGGUAAGACCACGCAGAUCCCGCAACUGCUGCUUCAGGCUGGGAUAGCCGGCACGUCUGGAUGCAUCGGUAUUACGCAACCGCGUAGGAUAGCGGCGGUGAGCAUAGCACGUCGAGUUGCCCAGGAGCAAGGGGUGAAGCCGGGAAAAUUAGUGGGCUAUUGCGUCCGGUUCGAGGAUUGCACUUCUCAACAAACGAGGAUCAAGUACCUAACGGACGGGAUGAUGGUGCGGGAAGCGAUGACCGAUGAAAUCCUGUCGGAUUACUCAGUGGUAAUACUCGACGAGGCUCACGAGCGAUCCGUGCAGACCGACGUCCUGUUCGGGGUGGCGAGACGUGCGCAGAAUAUGAGGAAGUUGAAGAAUCUGCCGCCCUUGAAGCUUUUGAUCAUGUCAGCGACGAUGGAUCCCGCAAAGUUCAAGGAGUACUUCCAGGCGCCGGCGAUAUAUCUGGAGGGCCGUCAGCAUCCCGUGAGGAUCUUCCACGCGGCCUCCUCACAGCAGGAUUAUGCGUUUGCCGCGCUGGUCACGGCGUUUCAAAUUCAUCGCGAGGCUCCCGCCAACGAGGACAUCCUGGUGUUCUUAACUGGUCAAGAAGAGAUUGAAGCCGCGACAGUAGCCGCCCGACAAGUGGCCAAACAGAUAGAAGGACAAGGGUACCCGUCUCUGAAAGUUUUUCCCUUGUACGCCGCUCUACCGACUCAUCAGCAAUUGGAGGCCUUCAAACCUUCAGUCCCAGGAAUGCGCAAAUUAGUACUGUCGACGAACGUCGCAGAGACGUCCGUCACGAUCGGCGGGAUUCGCCACGUGAUCGAUACCGGUGUUGUGAAGGCGAGAACGCAUCACCCGACGACAGGGCUGGACGUACUGAGGAUCGAGAAGGUCUCGAAGGCACAGGCCUGGCAGAGAACGGGCAGAGCCGCUCGAGAAGCGCCGGGCAAGUGUUACCGGACUUACACCCGAGACGAAUUCGAGAAGAUGAAGGAGAUGCCAAUACCAGAAAUUCAAAGGUGCUCCCUUGCGGGAGUCGCUCUUCAACUGCUCGCUAUUGGCGUCGACAUCACCAGCUUCGAUUUCAUGGACAAGCCGCCCAAGGAAGGCGUGGACGUGGCCGUGAGCUGUUUGGAGAAAUUGGGUGCGGUUAAAGGAUCUCCGCCGCAGUUGACCACACUCGGCCGAACGAUGUCAUUGUUCCCGUUAGACCCUCGAUUUACCAAAGUGAUCCUCGCGUCGGUGGAACACAGGUGUCUGGAGGAAGCACUGACGGUUAUUGCUUUACUAUCGGGAGAAUCGAUUUUCAUGGACCCACCCUCCAAGAGAGAGCAAGCUUACAAUGCACGCUCACGGUUUGCCUCACCCGAGGGAGAUCACAUAAUGCUGCUGAAUGUGUUCCGUGCAUAUCAAAGCGUUACGCAGAAGAAGGUGUGGUGUCACGAGAACUUUUUGCACCAUCGAAAUCUCGAGUACGCGACGGAGGUGAGGCAACAGCUCGCGGCGCUGGCGGAACGUGCGAAUUUGGAGAAGGCGAGCUGCGGAACGAAUACGAAGCAACUUAGAAAAGCUUUCCUCGAGGGAUUGUAUGAGAAUCUGGCGGAGCUGCAGAGGGAUCAGACGUACGUCACGGUGUACUCGAAGCAGCCGGUAACUAUACACCCUUCUUCGACGUUACAUGGUACGAAACCGCCAUUACUGCUGUUCACGGAGAUCGUGGCCACCGGGAGGUGUUAUCUUCGCGGGCUGUCUGUCAUCGACUCGGCGUGGUUGACACAAAAGAACAACACCGGCCCCGGGAGGCAGCAUGACUGACGCAAUUUUUUUAUGCAAUGUUAUUUAUACAGAACUUAUUUUUGUUGACGUGAGGUGAACUGGGACUGAUCGAGGAUGAAGCAGAGCAGACACGAUGAUUAUUAAAAAAUUGAUAACGCAAUCACGGAGAUGAUGUCGGUGAGCUGUCGAUGAGCGAUCUCGAUUAUUCCGUUCGGCUCUAGACCAUGUUGGCAGUUUUGUUAUCGUGAAUCGUGCGCCUUGGGAGGAUCGCUUUUCUACCACUUGUAUACUUUAUGAGAGAUAAGCAUUGUUAUUAAAUUUAGUUAAUAAAAAUUUUUUAUUGCAUA
Molecule: messenger RNA, 3080 nt
Organism: Ooceraea biroi (clonal raider ant)
Lineage: Eukaryota; Metazoa; Arthropoda; Insecta; Hymenoptera; Formicidae
Gene: ath
Product: ATP-dependent RNA helicase DHX33
Biological process (GO): positive regulation of transcription by RNA polymerase I
Cellular component (GO): nucleolus; intracellular anatomical structure
Molecular function (GO): double-stranded RNA binding; helicase activity; ATP hydrolysis activity
Source: RefSeq, a predicted model, not a curated record